Molecule: messenger RNA, 6320 nt
Organism: Mytilus trossulus (common blue mussel)
Lineage: Eukaryota; Metazoa; Mollusca; Bivalvia; Mytilida; Mytilidae
Product: neurogenic locus notch homolog protein 1-like
Exons: 54
Coding region: 42-6320 (2092 amino acids)
Biological process (GO): Notch signaling pathway
Molecular function (GO): calcium ion binding; Notch binding
Source: RefSeq, a predicted model, not a curated record
UUUCACUUAAUUUCGUUGCCAUGACAACAGACUAAAUAUUGAUGGAGUGCCUUGCUUACCUUCUGGGAUUUUCACUUCUUGUGCAAGUUAUAGCAAAAGAUAUAUUUCUUAACGAUGAUAUUUCCUUAAGUAAAAAGGCAGCCACAAAAUUUUUAGUUCGUCGUAAAAGGGGCUGGUGGUCGAACGCGGCGGAAGAAUGUAGAGAAGGUUGUUCCUGGGAAGAAUGUGAGGAGAAUUCGUCAUCUAGAGAAGGAGGCAGAGAAAUCAUGAAGCAAUAUAAAUGCAGAUCGUAUACCUGUUCUUCAGGAUGUACAAAUACCAAUUCUAACUACGGACAUAUCAAUUAUCUGACUGUUGGAUGUAUCGUUCACGGAGGAUGGUCUUCAUGGGGAAGUUGGUCUUCUUGCACAAAAGCAUGUGGAAGUGGAACUAGGUAUCAUACACGAUCAUGUAGUAAUCCUAGUCCGAAAAAUGGUGGAAAUUACUGCUCUGGUAGCACAUCGGCCUACGCCUCCUGCAAUACACAUGCCUGUCCAAUUAAUGGAGGUUGGUCGUCGUAUGGGAGUUAUGGAUCUUGUUCUAAAAGUUGUGGUACUGGCUAUAAAUAUAGCUACAGAUACUGCAAUAAUCCAUCACCAGCUCAUGGCGGGAAUUCUUGUUCGGGUAGUUCUGUCACAAGUAGUACCUGUAACACCCAGGCAUGUCCAGUCAAUGGAGUAUGGAGUGAAUGGUCUAAGUAUAGUUUAUGUCCAGUGACUUGUGGAGGCGGUACAAAUACCCGGAGAAGAGCAUGCGACAAUCCAGCUCCUGCUCACGGAGGAAAAGAUUGUGUUGGUACCACAAGUGAAAACGGAGCAUGUAAUACUCUAGCCUGUCCAAAUUACUGCGGGACUGGCCCUUGUCGAAACGGCGCAGCGUGUGCGAAUAUUCACUACGGUUACCAGUGCACAUGUUUGAUAGGAUUCGAAGGCACCAAUUGUGAAACAAAUAUUGAUGAUUGUGUCUCUGUGGAUUGUCAACACGGUGGAAAGUGUAUAGAUCAAGUGAAUGCUUACAGUUGUGAAUGUCUUCCAGGAUACGCUGGUCGUCAUUGUGAAAUAGAUAUUGAUGAAUGUGCGUCUGGACCUUGUGAUAAUGGAGGUAGCUGUACAGAUGAAGUGAAUGGAUACACCUGCACAUGUGCUCCAGGUUAUAAUGGAGUUCACUGUGAAAUAGAUAUAAAUGAAUGUGCAUCUGGACCAUGUGAACACGGAGGUAGCUGUACUGAUGAAGUGAAUGGAUACACCUGUACAUGUGCUCCAGGUUAUAAUGGAGUUCACUGUGAAAGAGAUAUCAAUGAAUGUGCAUCUGGACCAUGUGAACACGGAGGUAGCUGUACAGAUAAUGUGAAUGGAUACACAUGUGCAUGUGUCCCCGGAUAUGACGGAGUUCACUGUGAAAGAGAUAUCAAUGAAUGUGCAUCUGGACCAUGUGAACACGGAGGUAGCUGUACAGAUAAUGUGAAUGGAUACACAUGUGCAUGUGUCCCCGGAUAUGACGGAGUUCAUUGUGAAAUAAAUAUUGAUGAAUGUGCGUCUGGACCUUGUGAUAAUGGAGGUAGCUGUACAGAUGAAGUGAAUGGAUACACAUGCACAUGUGCUCCAGGUUAUAAUGGAGUUCACUGUGAAAUAGAUAUAAAUGAAUGUGCAUCUGGACCAUGUGAACACGGAGGUAGCUGUACUGAUGAAGUGAAUGGAUACACCUGUACAUGUGCUCCCGGUUAUAAUGGAGUUCACUGUGAAAGAGAUAUCAAUGAAUGUGCAUCUGGACCAUGUGAACAUGGAGGUAGCUGUACAGAUAAUGUGAAUGAAUACACAUGCUCAUGUGUCCCCGGAUAUGACGGAGUUCAUUGUGAAAUAAAUAUAGACGAAUGUGCUCCAAAGCCAUGUCAGAAUGGAGGUACCUGUACUGAUGGAAUAAACGAAUACACCUGCACAUGUGCCGCUGGUUAUACAGACAAUAACUGUCAAACAAAUAUUGAUGAAUGUGCGUCUUCACCUUGUGAUAAUGGAGGUAGCUGUACAGAUGAGGUGAAUAGAUACACCUGCACAUGUGCUCCAGGUUAUAAUGGAGUUCAUUGUGAAAUAGAUAUAAAUGAAUGUGCAUCUGGACCAUGUGAACACGGAGGUAGCUGUACUGAUGAAGUGAAUGGAUACACCUGUACAUGUGCUCCAGGUUAUAAUGGAGUUCACUGUGAAAGAGAUAUCAAUGAAUGUGCAUCUGGACCAUGUGAACACGGAGGUAGCUGUACAGAUAACGUGAAUGGAUACACAUGUGCAUGUGUCCCCGGAUAUGACGGAGUUCAUUGUGAAAUAAAUAUAGACGAAUGUGCUCCAAAGCCAUGUCAGAAUGGAGGUACCUGUACUGAUGGAAUAAACGAAUACACCUGCACAUGUGCCGCUGGAUAUACAGACAAUAACUGUCAAACAAAUAUUGAUGAAUGUGCGUCUGCACCUUGUGAUAAUGGAGGUAGCUGUACAGAUGAGGUGAAUAGAUACACCUGCACAUGUGCUCCAGGUUAUAAUGGAGUUCAUUGUGAAAUAGAUAUAAAUGAAUGUGCAUCUGGACCAUGUGAACAUGGAGGUAGCUGUACUGAUGAAGUGAAUGGAUACACCUGUACAUGUGCUCCAGGUUAUAAUGGAGUUCACUGUGAAAGAGAUAUCAAUGAAUGUGCAUCUGGACCAUGUGAACACGGAGGUAGCUGUACAGAUAACGUGAAUGGAUACACAUGUGCAUGUGUCCCCGGAUAUGACGGAGUUCAUUGUGAAAUAAAUAUAGACGAAUGUGCUCCAAAGCCAUGUCAGAAUGGAGGUACCUGUACUGAUGGAAUGAACGAAUACACCUGCACAUGUGCCGCUGGAUAUACAGACAAUAACUGUCAAACAAAUAUUGAUGAAUGUGCGUCUUCACCUUGUGAUAAUGGAGGUAGCUGUACAGAUGAGGUGAAUAGAUACACCUGCACAUGUGCUCCAGGUUAUAAUGGAGUUCAUUGUGAAAUAGAUAUAAAUGAAUGUGCAUCUGGACCAUGUGAACAUGGAGGUAGCUGUACUGAUGAAGUGAAUGGAUACACCUGUACAUGUGCUCCAGGUUAUAAUGGAGUUCACUGUGAAAGAGAUAUCAAUGAAUGUGCAUCUGGACCAUGUGAACACGGAGGUAGCUGUACAGAUAACGUGAAUGGAUACACAUGUGCAUGUGUCCCCGGAUAUGACGGAGUUCAUUGUGAAAUAAAUAUAGACGAAUGUGCUCCAAAGCCAUGUCAGAAUGGAGGUACCUGUACUGAUGGAAUAAACGAAUACACCUGCACAUGUGCCGCUGGAUAUACAGACAAUAACUGUCAAACAAAUAUUGAUGAAUGUGCGUCUGCACCUUGUGAUAAUGGAGCUAGCUGUACAGAUGAGGUGAAUGGAUACACAUGCACAUGUGCUCCAGGUUAUAAUGGAGUUCAUUGUGAAAUAGAUAUAAAUGAAUGUGCAUCUGGACCAUGUGAACACGGAGGUAGCUGUACUGAUGAAGUGAAUGGAUACACCUGCACAUGUGCUCCAGGUUAUAAUGGAGUUCACUGUGAAAAAGAUAUCAAUGAAUGUGCAUCUGGACCAUGUGAACACGGAGGUAGCUGUACAGAUAACGUGAAUGGAUACACAUGUGCAUGUGUCCCCGGAUAUGACGGAGUUCAUUGUGAAAUAAAUAUAGACGAAUGUGCUCCAAAGCCAUGUCAGAAUGGAGGUACCUGUACUGAUGGAAUAAACGAAUACACCUGCACAUGUGUCGCUGGAUAUACAGACAAUAACUGUCAAACAAAUAUUGAUGAAUGUGCGUCUGCACCUUGUGAUAAUGGAGCUAGCUGUACAGAUGAGGUGAAUGGAUACACCUGCACAUGUGCUCCAGGUUAUAAUGGAGUUCAUUGCGAAAUAGAUAUAAAUGAAUGUGCAUCUGGACCAUGUGAACAUGGAAGUAGCUGUACUGAUGAAGUGAAUGGAUACACCUGUACAUGUGCUCCAGGUUAUAAUGGAGUUCACUGUGAAAGAGAUAUCAAUGAAUGUGCAUCUGGACCAUGUGAACACGGAGGUAGCUGUACAGAUAUUGUGAAUGGAUACACAUGUGCAUGUGUCCCCGGAUAUGACGGAGUUCAUUGUGAAAUAAAUAUAGACGAAUGUGCUCCAAAGCCAUGUCAGAAUGGAGGUACCUGUACUGAUGGAAUAAACGAAUACACCUGCACAUGUGCCGCUGGAUAUACAGACAAUAACUGUCAAACAAAUAUUGAUGAAUGUGCGUCUGCACCUUGUGAUAAUGGAGCUAGCUGUACAGAUGAAGUGAAUGGAUACACCUGCACAUGUGCUCCAGGUUAUAAUGGAGUUCAUUGUGAAAUAGAUAUAAAUGAAUGUGCAUCUGGACCAUGUGAACAUGGAGGUAGCUGUACUGAUGAAGUGAAUGGAUACACCUGUACAUGUGCUCCAGGUUAUAAUGGAGUUCACUGUGAAAGAGAUAUCAAUGAAUGUGCAUCUGGACCAUGUGAACACGGAGGUAGCUGUACAGAUAACGUGAAUGGAUACACAUGUGCAUGUGUCCCCGGAUAUGACGGAGUUCAUUGUGAAAUAAAUAUAGACGAAUGUGCUCCAAAGCCAUGUCAGAAUGGAGGUACCUGUACUGAUGGAAUAAACGAAUACACCUGCACAUGUGCCGCUGGAUAUACAGACAAUAACUGUCAAACAAAUAUUGAUGAAUGUGCGUCUGCACCUUGUGAUAAUGGAGGUAGCUGUACGGAUGAGGUGAAUGGAUACACCUGCACAUGUGCUCCAGGUUAUAAUGGAGUUCAUUGUGAAAUAGAUAUAAAUGAAUGUGCAUCUGGACCAUGUGAACAUGGAGGUAGCUGUACUGAUGAAGUGAAUGGAUACACCUGUACAUGUGCUCCAGGUUAUAAUGGAGUUCACUGUGAAAGAGAUAUCAAUGAAUGUGCAUCUGGACCAUGUGAACACGGAGGUAGCUGUACAGAUAACGUGAAUGGAUACACAUGUGCAUGUGUCCCCGGAUAUGACGGAGUUCAUUGUGAAAUAAAUAUAGACGAAUGUGCUCCAAAGCCAUGUCAGAAUGGAGGUACCUGUACUGAUGGAAUAAACGAAUACACCUGCACAUGUGCCGCUGGAUAUACAGACAAUAACUGUCAAACAAAUAUUGAUGAAUGUGCGUCUGCACCUUGUGAUAAUGGAGGUAGCUGUACAGAUGAGGUGAAUGGAUACACCUGCACAUGUGCUCCAGGUUAUAAUGGAGUUCAUUGUGAAAUAGAUAUAAAUGAAUGUGCAUCUGGACCAUGUGAACAUGGAGGUAGCUGUACAGAUGAGGUGAAUGGAUACACCUGCACAUGUGCUCCAGGUUAUAAUGGAGUUCAUUGUGAAAUAGACAUAAAUGAAUGUGCAUCUGGACCAUGUGAACAUGGAGGUAGCUGUACUGAUGAAGUGAAUGGAUACACCUGUACAUGUGCUCCAGGUUAUAAUGGAGUUCACUGUGAAAGAGAUAUCAAUGAAUGUGCAUCUGGCCCAUGUGGAAACGGAGGUAGUUGUACAGAUAAUGUGAAUGGAUACACAUGUGAAUGUGUCCCCGGAUAUGACGGAGUUCAUUGUGAAAUAAAUAUUGAUGAAUGUGCGUCUGCACCUUGUAAUAAUGAAGGUAGCUGUACUGAUGAAGUAAAUGGAUACACCUGCACAUGUGCUCCAGGUUAUAAUGGAGUUCACUGUGAAAUAGAUAUAAACGAAUGUGCAUCUACACCAUGUGAACACGGAGGUAGCUGUACAGAUAAUGUGAAUGGAUACACGUGUUCGUGUGUUCCCGGAUAUGACGGAGUUCAUUGUGAAAUAAAUAUUAACGAGUGUGAAUCUGAUCCUUGUAAUAAUGGUGGUACCUGUAAUGAUGAAGUUAAUGGGUACAGUUGUGAAUGUGCUCCAGGAUAUACGGACGACACCUGCCAAACAGAUAUUGACGAAUGUGCACCGUUACCAUGUGAGAAUGAUGGGAGCUGUGAAGACAGAGUAAAUGGAUACCAUUGUUCAUGUGUUGGUCAAUUUUAUGGAGAAAAUUGUCAAAACCAUGAUGGUGGAUGGUCUAUAUGGAGUGAGUUUUCGGUAUGUUCGACAACUUGUGGUAGUGGUAUACAGAUUUCAACGAGAGAUUGUUCCAGCCCAGAACCAAUUGGUGGUGGUAAAAACUGUGAAGGAGAACAAUACAAGACUCAAACAUGUUCUAAUGAAGCAGAUUGUGCAGGUUUGGAAAUAUUCUUUUUUAAAGUUUAA